AUGUCUGGAAGAUCAAUAUUUCCGGCAGCAUUCAGCAUUAAUCACUUCGAAGAAAUCUUGUCAUGUCUUAGCAAAUUACACUCCCUGGAACAGUGCGAAAAAAUACCGCCUGAUCUUCAAAAAAAAGAAAAGAGAGAUGUGGGGUCAUCUUUGUUUGGUUCCACUCAACGGCAAACUUUAGUUUCGUACGUGCCUAAAAAAAAACCUGUUAUAUCGCUUUUCACUAUGAGUUCUGAAAAUUUUUCUCAAAAAAUACUGAAAUACUUUCAAUGUCUUCCCCUGAUAAGUCCAAACUCUCGUCCUUCAAAAUCUACGCACGGGUUGACACCAAAGACAGUUCACCAUCUCUUACAUUACCAUCAACAAAAUCGCACUCUACCAGCAUCUAGGGAAAUCGUGAAAUUUGGUAAAAUGCACGCCGACUCCAAAUGA
Messenger RNA from Helobdella robusta, 432 nucleotides. RefSeq lists its product as hypothetical. The transcript is spliced from 3 exons. Bases 1 to 432 code for a protein of 143 amino acids. NCBI's taxonomy places the organism in Eukaryota, Metazoa, Annelida, Clitellata, Rhynchobdellida, Glossiphoniidae. The record is from RefSeq and is a predicted model, not a curated record.